UCUUUCUUAAAUUUACUCGAUUCUUCCUUGACUGCUUCUGAUUCUUAUUUUUUUUUUGAGUUUUCUAAUUGUGUUCUAUGGUAGAUGGUUGCAGAUCCAUUGUUUGCUGAGGGUGCUCGUCAUGAAUGAUGAAUCUCAUGACUAGAGUGCACGAUAUGAAUAAUUCUGACCGUGAGUAGAAGUAUGAUAGAUUGUUGGAAGAUGGAUUCAUAAAUCCUAGAUUUAUUGAUGGGGUUGAGAGCUUUGUUGAAUUUGCUAAAAAUCAUCCAGAAUGUAUGGACGGUGAAAAAUUAAGAUGUCCUUGUAAUAAUCAUAAGUGUCGAAAUAAAAAUAUUUUGGAUGAGUUUACAGUUAUGACACAUCUUGAAAAUAAUGGCUUUGUACUGAAUUAUUAUCGUUGGCAUCAUCAUGGAGAAAGUUAUAUUCCAGGUCCAAGUGUGUUUGGUAAUCAUCAAGAAGAAGCUUUAGCUUCAGGUGAAACCGUAAAUUCUCAGUCUCAUAAUGAAUUUUGAUCUAUGGUUUUUGAUGUUGCUCGGCCUUCUUUUUAUGGUAACGUAGAAGAGGAUCCAAAUCCCACAACACAAAAUAUUUAUAAUUUGCUCAAAUCAUCGGAACAAGAAAUUUGGCCGAAAAAUCCACAUGGACACGCACAACUAUCUGUCAUUGCUCGUCUGUUAAAUCUAAAGACGGAACAUCAUUUUUCUGAAAGAUUGUAUGAUGAGUUGUGUGAAUUUAUAUCAGAAUUGAUGCCAACUGAUAACAUAAUGAUAGAUAGCUUUUAUAGUACCAAAAAGCUAAUGAGAGGAUUGGGCUUGCCGGUUGAAAAGAUUGACUGUUGCAAAAAUGGCUGUAUGCUUUAUUGGCGGGAGGAUAGUGAACUCGUCAAUUGUAAGUUUUGUUCUCACCCUCGAUUUAAGAGAUCAAAACAUCAACGCUCCAAGAAGAAAACUAAUAUUUUUUAUAAGAAGAUGUAUUAUUUUCCUUUAGCUCUGCGUUUACAAAGAUUGUAUGCAUCCGAUGCUACAUCAAAACGUAUGAGAUGAUAUUCUGAGCAUGAAAGAGAUGGUGUGAUACGUCAUCCCUCUGACUCUCCUGCUUGGAAACAGUUUGAUCAUGCAUACCCUUCUUUUGCAUAUGAAGUGAGAAAUGUUAGAUUGGGUUUGUCAACUGAUGGUUUUCAACCUUUUGGUCAAUAUGGCCAACAAUAUUCUUCUUGGCUUGUGAUAGUUACACCAUAUAAUUUUCCACCUUGGAUGUGCAUGAAGGAUGAAUACAUGUUUUUGUCUGUGAUUAUACUUGGUCCCAAAAAUCCAAAACAAAAAAUCGAUGUCUUUUUGCAACCUCUCAUUCAAAAGUUAAACGAAUUAUAUGAGGAGGGAAUUCAAACAUAUGAUGUUUCAAGUAAGAAUACUUUUCAAAUGAAAGCUGCACUGAUGUGGACAAUAAGUGAUUUUCCUGCGAAUUCAAUGUUAUCGGGUUGGAAUACAGUAGGAAAAUUAGCUUGUCCUUAUUGCAUGAAAGAUUCUGAUGCUUUUUCACUACCCAAUGGUAGAAAGAUCUCAUGGUUUGAUAAUCCCAGAAAGUUUUUACCACCAAAUCAUCCAUGGCGAAGAAAUAAAAAGUGGUUCAAGAGAGGUCAAACAGUACAGAAGAUUGCAUUUACUAAACAAUCGGGUGUACAAAUACUUAAGGAGAUUGAGGACUUGGGACUCAUGAAAGGGACAAAACUUGGUUCUGAUGCGAUAAACGCCAAAAUUUCAAAGAAUAAUGCAUGUGGUUGGAAGAAAAAAAGUAUUUUUUGGGACUUGUCUUACUGGCUAACAAAUCCUGUUAGACAUAACCUUGAUCCGAUGCAUGUUGAGAAACUUGUUUUUGAUAAUAUCUUCAAUACUGUGAUGAAUGUGAAGGGAAAAAUAAAGGACAAUGCAAAAUCUAGAGAAGAUUUAACACUGCUUUACCAUCGUCCAGAGUUACAUCAGAAUAAAAUUACCAAAAAGUAUCCAAAGGCUUGCUAUAUGCUAGAUGAUAAGGCUAAAGAAUUUUCUUGUAAAUGGUUGUAAGAGUUGAGAUUUUCUGAUGGUUAUGUGUCUAAUCAGGGAAGAUGUGUUGACAUGAACAAGCUUAAACUUUUUGGUAUGAAGAUUCAUGAUUGUCAUGUGUUUAUGCAACGGUUAAUACCUAUUGCAUUUCGAGAAUUGCUUCCACAAAAUGUGUGGCAACCAUUGAUGGAGUUGAGUCUUUUCUUUAAAGAUCUCAUCUCUACAACAAUUACAGAAGAACACAUGAGACAAUUAGAAGAAAAUAUUACUCUUAUCUUGACUAAGCUUGAGCGCAUUUUUCCUCCAAGCUUUUGGGAUUCCAUGGAACAUCUUUUUAUCCAUUCGGCUUAUGAAGCACGUUUAGCAGGCCCGAUUCAAGGACGAUGGAUGUAUCCGACUGAGAGGUAAAUAAAGUUAAUUAUAUGUUAUAAUAUAUGUAAAUAAAUAUAUCAAUUAUAACAUGUUGACAUACUUUAAUGUUUGUAGGAAUCUCCGAAGAUACAAGAAUGAUGUCAAAAAUAAGAAUAAAGUUGAAGCUUUUAUAUGCAAUGCAUAUUUAGUUGAAGAAGCAUCUUUAUUUUGUGUGCACUACUUUAAGUCAUACAUUCCGACAUGACACAGAAAAGUGCCACGAAAUUUAGAUAAUGGUAGAGUUGAACAGGAUGAUCCUGAGAUGCUUUCUGUUUUUAAGCAAGUUGGUCGAGGUUUUGGUAAGCUGAAAAAGAGGAGGUUAGAUGAUAAAGAAUAUCACGCAGCUCGUACAUAUAUUUUGUUGAAUUGUGAU
Molecule: messenger RNA, 2823 nt
Organism: Capsicum annuum
Lineage: Eukaryota; Viridiplantae; Streptophyta; Magnoliopsida; Solanales; Solanaceae
Exons: 2
Coding region: 1254-2060 (268 amino acids)
Source: RefSeq, a predicted model, not a curated record